Messenger RNA from Chanos chanos (milkfish), 1671 nucleotides. RefSeq names its product probable polypeptide N-acetylgalactosaminyltransferase 8. Gene Ontology annotation, molecular function: polypeptide N-acetylgalactosaminyltransferase activity. The record is from RefSeq and is a predicted model, not a curated record. Gene Ontology annotation, biological process: protein O-linked glycosylation. Gene Ontology annotation, cellular component: Golgi apparatus. NCBI's taxonomy places the organism in Eukaryota, Metazoa, Chordata, Actinopteri, Gonorynchiformes, Chanidae.
AUGUCAAAUGAUCAGGAUAUUAUGAGGAAACUGGACAGAAUUGAGCAGUAUGUCAAAAAGCUAGUUAAGAAACAACAGGAGCGUAAACAGAGAGGUUCUUCGUGUAACGGCAAAAAAUCCAGUAAAAAACUGUACCCAGACUCCGCUCUAUUCAACACCUGGGGCGCGGAGCUCAAAGCGGAUGACCAGAAAGAAGCAGAGAGGCUAUUUAAGAUAUAUGGUUACAAUGUCUUCUUGAGUGACAGACUGCCGCUAAACAGAACUCUUCCGGAAACACGACACCCCAGGUGUCUGAAGAAAACAUACCCAGAGAACCUUCCUACACUUAGCGUUGUUCUGAUCUAUCUGGACGAAGCUCUGUCUGUCAUUAAGAGAGCCAUCCGGAGCAUAAUUGACCGUACACCUGCUCACUUACUGAAGGAGAUCAUUCUCGUCGAUGACAACAGUUCCACUGAGGACUUGAAGGGAAGCUUGGAUAAAUACGUCGACUUAAUUCACCAGGAGCGGCCAGGUUUAGUGAAGCGAGUGAGGCACAAAGAAACAAUGGGAUUGACGCAGUCUCGGAUCUCCGGAUGGACUGCAGCCACUGGCCAAGCGGUGGCUAUUUUGGAUGCCCACAUCGAAGUUCAAGUGAGAUGGGCAGAACCCAUGCUGGCUAGGAUCCAGGCAGACAGGACGGUAGUAGUGUCUCCAGUGUUUGAUAAGGUGAACUUCGAUGACUUACAGGUAGUUAAAUACGACGCGUCUGCACAAGCUUUUGACUGGCAACUGUGGUGCAUGUACGAAAGCUUCCGCCCUGAGUGGUACGAGAACGGUGCCUCUGAACCAGGAAAAAGUCCCUCUGUCAUGGGUAUCUUUAUGGCAGACCGUGAAUUUUUGGGGGAGAUUGGAACGCUGGAUCCAGGCAUGAAAACCUAUGGCGGAGAGAACGUGGAGCUUGGGAUACGCGUAUGGCUAUGUGGUGGAAGCGUGGAGGUGGUGCCUUGCUCCAAAGUUGCUCACAUAGAAAGAGCACACAAAUCUUACGCGCCAGACUUAAGCGUUCAUAUGAAGAGAAAUGCACUUAGGGUUGCAGAAAUUUGGAUGGACGAAUAUAAAACUAAUGUCAACGUCGCCUGGAAUAUUCCUUUGGAGGGUCACGGGAUUGAAAUUGGGGAUAUUUCGGAAAGACAGAAGCUCAAAGAAGAACUGAAAUGUAAGCCCUUCAAAUGGUACCUGGAGAAUGUAUAUCCUGAGAUGGAUGCCUUUGAGGACCUGCUUGGAUAUGGAACAUUGCAGAACGAUUUGUUAGACGAUCACUGCAUCGAUCAGGGGGCUGUUCCUGGUAGUUUACCCAUUAUCUAUGGAUGCCAUGGCUAUGAGCCCCAGCUCUGUUACUACAACUCCAAAGGAGAGAUUUACAUUGGUGGCAUAAAAUCUCAUAAGUACAACAGUAACCGUUGUCUGGUGGAUACUGGGACGGGGAACUUUCCUGCACUGCAUGCGUGUAAAGUGGCCAAGCAGAAAGAACUGCACAUGUACUGGGAGUUCAAACAGGGUCAAGCCAUAAGGAACAAAGGCACAAGCAGAUGUCUAGAAAUUGCCCAGGGAGAGGACAGCUAUUAUCAGCUUGUUGUUCAGCAGUGCAGCGGACAACGCUGGAGAAUACAAAACAUUAUCAAGGAGCUUUAA